This is a messenger RNA of Culicoides brevitarsis, 1471 nucleotides long. RefSeq lists its product as uncharacterized. The transcript is spliced from 3 exons. The record is from RefSeq and is a predicted model, not a curated record. Gene Ontology annotation, cellular component: nucleus. The coding region runs from base 130 to 1278 and encodes 382 amino acids. Lineage: Eukaryota; Metazoa; Arthropoda; Insecta; Diptera; Ceratopogonidae. Gene Ontology annotation, molecular function: protein binding.
CGACAAACGAACCGAAUUUUGCAUUUUCCGUGAUUUUAGUCAGCAAUAAGUCUUUAAAAAGGACACAAAUCGCAGUAAAUUGAGGAUAUUUCAGUGCAAAACUGCGAUAACGUCAUUUUGUUCGGUAAAAUGACGAGUUUAGAUAAAUGGACAGAUUUCUUCCGCAAAGCUGGAUUGCCGAAGGAAGUUGCCAACACGUAUGCCCAUUCAUUCACAGAGAACCGCAUCCAGAUGACAAUGUUGCCGGAUCUGAACAAGGAGUACUUGCGGGAGAUGGGAAUCUUCCGGAUGGGCGAUAUUAUCUUGAUUUUGAGGCAAGCCAAGUCGGUGCAAGAGCACGGGGAUCUAGUUUCGCCAUCUAGUAGGGUAAAAAGAAAAGUUAGUGAGGACAGUGAGGACGAAAAACCCGUGAUAAAAAGAAAUUCGAGCGUUAUGAGUGGAAAAAUGCGUUCCGACAUCAAACCGAUCGUCAGAAAAUCCGUCAUGACAGAGGAAAGCGAUGAAGAACCAAGUCCUGUACGACGAAAAGUUGAAAAACAGCCUCAAAGAGCCAUGUUGGUGUUAAAAGAGUCAGAUAAUGGUCGAGCAUUACCACAGAGAACGAUUUCAACCGCAAAACCAACUAUUAAACGAACCGUCGACACUAAAAAUUCAAUUUUCGAUCGCUUAGGCGGCAAAACAGCUGAACCCGUUGUCAUAAAGCCAUCUCUAAAAAGCUCUCCUCUUUCCGCAUCGUCGCCACAGUUGAAAAACCAACGCGUUCUCAUGGUGAAAAAAGUACCAGCCAAAGCAUCUUAUGCCUCCUCGAACGAGCUAACAGACGACGAAGACGAAUAUUUGAACCAUUCGACGGAAAAAAGUGUCUCCUUCUCGAAACAAGACGAAAUAAUCGAAAUUUCCUCGCAAAAGAAAGGCAUCCUUAAGCGACGACAAAAAUCCCCGCAAAACGUCAAAGCCCGUUUGGGACUGAAAAACGCAUCACAGGCCCUUGCGAAAAUGCGUCUUCAACAGUCGCCGGCAAGAGGUGCUGCUGCUGUCGCAAAAGUUGUCAGUUCCCUCGAGUCUGAUAAAAUUUUGCGGCAACAACAGAAGAAGAAUCAGUCGGUGCACGAAAGACUCUUCAGUGUGAAGCAACAACAAAAGAAGGAAAUCUCACUGAGUUCCGGCCGAAAAGUCAAGUUGAAUAACACACCGUUGAAAAAUGGCUCGAAUGGCGGAUUGAAGAAGCAAAAUAGCGGACAGAGUGUGUUUGAUCGUCUCGGUUUUAAUAAGCGUUAAAAAAAAUCUGUUUGAAAUUUGUUUUAAGAAAAUAUUUAGAAAUAAUAAAAAUAACAAAAUUAACAAAUUUGGACUUUGAAAAUUCAUCAUUUUUGUGGAAAAUUCCCGGAAAAGCCGAAAAUGCAUUUUGAGAGGAAUGGAAGUGAUACUGUUAUAUUGACGACCUAUGGUACAAUUGGAAAUUUAAGCGAAA